CGCACACGCACACGCACAGGCUCUUAUUACACCUUGCACGCUCGUUUAAGAAGACCCAGGAAAAGUCUGCUUUCUUGGUGUUUCUGCGCACACGUCUUUUACGCACCAAACUUCUUCCAAGCGUCUAAAGAGCUGCAGGACCACCCAGGAGCUCCGAGUCUGCUUCUUCCGGAAUUCCGUGUGAGGCGGCGGUCACAUGAGGCCAAGUUUGGCAGCUUUUUCUCAUCUUCCGAGUGGAUUCGUCCCCGAGGAGCCAUGAACGCCUCCUCCAUCCUCGACGCGACCCAGGGCGCGCUGAUCAACGGGAGUCGGACCCUGGCGGGCACUCUGGCCACCUACUCCGGCAACGGCAGCGAGCAGGCGGUGACCGUGGACGGCAACGGGUCGCUGGUGUUGCUUCAGGAGGAGCGCAAACUGCUGGUGAUGAGGGUGGUGCAGAUCGCCGUGCUGUGCGUGCUGUCGCUCACGGUGGUCUUCGGGGUCUUCUUCCUGGGCUGCAACCUGAUGAUCAAAUCCGAGAGCAUGAUCAACUUCCUGGUGAAGGAGCGCCGGUCCUCCAAGGACGUGGAGACGGGAAUGAUCGGACUCAGCUAGAGAGUGGACGUGGAGCUGGCUGGGGCUGACGCUGGGGAGGGGGGGUCUGUAUCUGCAUGAACUUGUUCAAGAUUUCCUCCAAGUGUUCCCCCUCAGCGAAGAUCAGAUAUGCAACAAGGUCACGCUUCCCUUCCAGGACUCCAAAGUAGGACGUGCGUAAAGCUUGUGCGUAAAAGAAACCAACAUGUUUACGCGUGGCUCCGUGUCUUUGGGGUGAAGUUUUAAAAAAAAUGCCAACUUGAACAAAAGUGACGAAAAUGUUUACAAGCUGUUACCUCAUGUUCGUUUUGCUUUUGUACUUUGGGUAAUUUUAUUUUCAUGAAUGUUUCAAUGAAACACUCCAAAAGCAUGAUUGAGAUUUUUUUUGCAGUCAACUCUCUCAAGUAAGGAGCGUGUGAGUUUUCUCUGUCAAAAGGUAUUUUUUCUUGACUUAUAUGUGCAAAUACAACCACAAAUGGACAAAUGUUGCACGUUUUAAGCUCGCACACUUUAUGGAGUGAUGCUGCCCCUUGUUUGGCAUGCUUGUUUGGAUGCUUUUGGUGUGUUGUUAAGUCAUUCCCGGAAUCUGUUUUGCACUUUGGAAAAUGCUGCAUGAUGUCUUCUUUUUGUACCAAAAGAGAUUGCAAAGAUUAAAAAAUAGCAUAUUAUACUCUUGUUUUG
This is a messenger RNA of Doryrhamphus excisus (bluestripe pipefish), 1254 nucleotides long. It is a transcript of the gene rprml, whose product is annotated as reprimo-like. Lineage: Eukaryota; Metazoa; Chordata; Actinopteri; Syngnathiformes; Syngnathidae. The record is from RefSeq and is a predicted model, not a curated record.